AUGUCUCAGAAGCCAUGGCGAAGGCGACAUAACCCUACGCCGUCGACCCACACACACACUGCUAUAGAUAUUCUUCCUACGCCUGAGCUGCCCUCGAGCUCUUCACGCAGCUCGUCACUGCUCAGCGAGUCGAAUGACCCGACGUCUAGCUCGGAACAAUCGCCUGGACAGGUAUCAGUCCCUGGAGCGGGCGACAAGCUCUCUUUCUUAUCUGUGUAUCGAGCCCAUAUGAUGAUCAUGACUGUGCAUUGUAUCCUCGCAGUGGAUUUUCCAGUCUUCCCUAGACGUCAGGGCAAGUGUGAGGAUUUUGGCGCGAGCUUGAUGGAUGUCGGCGUGGGAUCUUUUGUCUUUUCACUUGGAUUGGUGUCUGCUCGAAAGUUGGUUGGAUCUCAGGUCUCAAACGAUAAUAUAUUCUUGAAGAUCUCACAAUCGAUCUGGAAAUCACUGCCUACCCUUGUGCUUGGACUCGUUCGAGUCUUGAUGGUCAAAGGGUCAGAGUAUCCCGAGCACGUUACGGAGUAUGGCGUCCAUUGGAACUUCUUCUUCACCCUCGCCAUCCUCCCCGUAAUAGGUAUCUCUCUACGCCCAGUGUGCCAGCUCGUCGGAUGGACCCAGGCUGGACUGCUCGUGGCUGUCCUACAUCAGUCUGCAUUGUCAAGCUCAGGUUUCAACCUACAAUCUUGGAUCUUGUCGCCCGAUCGAAACGGUCUCAUCGAAAUGAACAAGGAAGGAUUGGUCAGUCUACCUGGAUACCUUGCCAUCUACUUGCUCGGCGUGGCCAUAGGUCAACAUGUCAUGCGCGCUGCUGCGCCCGCGAAACGGGUCGAGUCAGCUACAGAGAAAGCCGAGGAGCGUAUCAAGAGGCAUUACGAACAGCGGCGUGCGAAUUUGGCAAUGGAACUGGUAUCGUUCGGCCUUGGAUGGUGGUCUUUACUCGCUUUCAGUCGAUUCAUGGGUGUCGAGGUAUCGAGGCGGAUGGCCAACAGCGCCUACGUCCUCUGGGUUGCAGGGUACAACACCUUGUUCCUCCUUGGCUACCUCUUACUCGAAAUAUACCUGCUCGAGAUCCCUGUCCCGCCUCAUGCGGUCCCUCCACUCCUAGAUGCGAUCAACAGAAACGGUCUCAUGGUUUUUCUCAUUGCCAACCUUUUGACUGGGGUUGUCAAUUUGUCCUUCAAGACAAUGUACCUCUCCAACUAUCAAGCUAUGUGCAUUCUGAUCUUGUACAGCAUCGCCGUCUCAGCAAUCGCUUGGACUGCACGGUAUUGGAAAGUCAACCUGUGA
This is a messenger RNA of Kockovaella imperatae, 1284 nucleotides long. Its product is annotated as GWT1-domain-containing protein. Gene Ontology annotation, molecular function: glucosaminyl-phosphatidylinositol O-acyltransferase activity. Gene Ontology annotation, biological process: GPI anchor biosynthetic process; protein localization to plasma membrane. The transcript is spliced from 3 exons. Gene Ontology annotation, cellular component: membrane; endoplasmic reticulum. NCBI's taxonomy places the organism in Eukaryota, Fungi, Basidiomycota, Tremellomycetes, Tremellales, Cuniculitremaceae. The record is from RefSeq and is a predicted model, not a curated record. Bases 1 to 1284 code for a protein of 427 amino acids.